GCUUUUUUCUUUUUAAUAUUUCGGCGUGUUUUGUAAGCGCUCUCCAGGAGGGUUCACUCACUUUGGUAGGUCAGAUUCUCAAUUUGGAGCAAAAUUCUACAGUAGAAGGAACUAUAAUGGAUUGCAUGACCGGAAAUCCUGUUCGUCAGCAUUGGGCGAUGGAGGAAGUUAAAGAGUGUACCCUCUUGAUUCGGCAUCUUCCUGAAGCAAUUCCUCAUGAAACCCUUUCAAGAUUGCUUUCCAAUUAUGGGGCAACUUCUAUCCGUCCUUGUACUACUGCAAGAAUGAGGAAUUGUGCUUUCGUAGAUUUCAAGGAUGAAGGUCUGGCACACCAAGCACAGCAACAUUUGAAUGGGGUACGGUUUCUUGGUAAAACCCUAGUGGUCGAACGAGCUAGUAGAAGCACAGAUAGAAAAAGCGAACAUCGGAUUGGAGAUGGCUCGGUCUCUUCGAUCAAAGAUGCUGCUGCCAAAGAAUUUGGUGGAGUAUCUAGGGAAGGUCCUUAUCCUGGCAGCGACCCCAUUGCUGAAAGACUGGGGGUAGAUUAUCCAUUUCCUCCUCACCUCGAAUAUGUUUACCCCCCACCUGAUGGACAUAUACUUACAAAUAUUGUAAAUGCUCUUAUUGCUGUUCCUCGGUUCUACACUCAGGUCUUGCACUUGAUGAACAAGAUGAAUAUUCCGGCACCAUUUCGUAUGGCUUUGCCAACUCCACCUCUACCAUCCUCUCUGUCUGUUCCUCCUCCACCCCCUCCACCCCCUCCUUCAAUAGUGUCUAAGAGUAGAAUGGAAGAUCUAUCAAGCAGUGAAUCAGAAAUGGAGUCUUCAGAUGAGGAAGCUACAAUUGUUGGUGGGCCUAAAAAGAAGCGUAUUAGACAUGAAGCUAUCUUGGGCCCUGCAGUUGACAAGGAUGUUGCCCAUGAGGCUGUUGGAUUAAGAGCUGCUACCUUGGUUCCUAAAGAGAUGCCAGUAGUAAAGAAGAAGAACCCAAUAAUUCAGAUUAAAGUAGCACCUAAACAGGUACAGAAUGAAGAGAAGGGUGAUGCAAGUGCACUGUCAUUGACAGUGGAAGAAAAAGAGAAUGAUCAUAAACCUUUUACAACCCUUGAAGAAUUAAAAAGUGGAAGAUUGCCCCCAGAAGAGAUUCUGUCGCUUCCUAUGUUUAAGAAUUAUUGUGCCGGAAAUCCUUCUCAGAUCUUAUACUUGAAGAACUUAGCAAAAGAAGUCAUUGUUGAUGACAUUUACUUCAUAUUUGGAUCCUUAUUUGUGAGCAUUGAUGAAGCUAAAUCUAGUCUUGCGGUGAAGUUAAUGCAGGAAGGGAGAAUGCGUGGACAAGCUUUUGUUACAUUUCCCUCCAUUGAACUUGCUCAAAAUGCCCUGGUAUGUUAUUUAUAAUUACUUAAAUUGGUAUUUCAUUUUCCUUUUGCGCAGUGGGAUUGUAAAAUUAACACCAUGAAAGUGAUAGUAAGCUUUAUUGUUGACCUCUUUCAAAAAUAAAUGAAGUCUGAGAGGUGAUAAACCUUCUACAUGUAAUCGUGAACUUGUUUUAAACUUCCAGUGGGUUGUAUAACGUGAGUGUAUUCAUGUAUAUGGUUUGGUUCAUCAAGUUGGAUUAUGUAAUAUAUGGAUGAAAGGAAAUCAUUUACUUAUAAUUUUAUAUGAACACACAACUUCUAGAAAGUAGCUAAUAUUAUUGUGCUUACUAUACUUGUAAAAGCAUUUUAUACAAGUGAAUGAAUGCAGAAUCUGGUGAACGGGUAUGUGUUUAAAGGCAAGCCUAUCGUCAUUCAGUUUGGUCGUGAUCCUGCUAAAGCAAAAACAAGCUAGAGAGGGUUUUUUGCAACAAGGGUAGUUUAAGCCCUCAGCUCAACAUUCUAAGUCAGGUAAAAUUAAAGGAGUCAAGCCAACAAAGAUGCUGCUGGGGGAAAGGAAGGAAAGAAGGGCUUGUAUUCUGGACGAGAGAAGGUCAAAAUUGGGUGGGCUGUCAGGUUUUACCUUUGCAAUGGUUCACCAGAUGUCUGGAGCUAAAAUCGCAGAAGUCAUCAUCAUUUCUUCAGUGAAGCACAAUUGGUCAGCUGGAACCCGAUGAUUGUUAGCUCAUUGUUUAUAGUGUAUCUCUGGACAGUGUUGUUUCAUUGGCAAUUCACUGAAAUAGGUGAGAGGAGUCUUUGCUGUUUCAUUAGUAGUGACUUCCGGUUCAUUGCAAAUUUAGACUCCGGGAGUAUACAGUGGCAUGUUGACUAUGAACUUGUAUUUCACUAUGCAGAAUCAUUUUUGCCAUGUAAAGUAGCCUAGAUGUCUGCUUAAUUGUCAUUGUAUACGUUUUAGCCUUCAAGACCAGGAGAAUUUUAUGUAUCAGAGCGCCAAUUCAGUUAGUAUGAGAAACACUUGUUCACUAGGUUUGGUAUGACAGCAAUGGCCAAAAAUGGCGACCCUG
Solanum pennellii is the source of this 2436-nucleotide messenger RNA. Its product is annotated as U11/U12 small nuclear ribonucleoprotein 65 kDa protein. NCBI's taxonomy places the organism in Eukaryota, Viridiplantae, Streptophyta, Magnoliopsida, Solanales, Solanaceae. Gene Ontology annotation, biological process: mRNA splicing, via spliceosome. Gene Ontology annotation, molecular function: U12 snRNA binding; pre-mRNA intronic binding. Gene Ontology annotation, cellular component: U12-type spliceosomal complex. The record is from RefSeq and is a predicted model, not a curated record. Bases 117 to 1394 code for a protein of 425 amino acids. The transcript is spliced from 11 exons.